This is a messenger RNA of Ilex paraguariensis (yerba mate), 172 nucleotides long. The record is from the annotation of a GenBank genome assembly. NCBI's taxonomy places the organism in Eukaryota, Viridiplantae, Streptophyta, Magnoliopsida, Aquifoliales, Aquifoliaceae.
AUGUUGGAUAGUUGGAAUUUGUACUACGUGAAUGCUUUUGAGAAUGCAGCCAGCACCAUGGAAACAAGCGCCGUUGCGGCUGAGAAUAUAGCACGGCUUAUCCUGUCAAGAUUUUUUGGUCAGCUGUACUCAAGUUCAUCAACCUUGAGGAGCUCUAGCUUUGAUACAAAUG